Messenger RNA from Oppiella nova, 1836 nucleotides. Lineage: Eukaryota; Metazoa; Arthropoda; Arachnida; Sarcoptiformes; Oppiidae. The record is from the annotation of a GenBank genome assembly.
ACCACAAUUCGUGCAAUUGCUGUAAAUAGCGAGCAAAACAUCAAUUCCUAUAUUAGUCGUCAAGUACUCGAAGAAAAACGAAAAAUACGGGGUAUUAUAGCCAUUGAUUUCGGUGCUGAUUGGCACCGGGGACAGGUAGAUGCUAAUGGGGCCCAACCACCAGAGCACCUACACUACUCAUUGAGCAUCAAAAACGCUGAUUAUAAUAACGGCAAGGAUUAUGAUCACCGCUUAAUCCAACCCCAAGAGCUAUUAUUUUUGAGACAUAAUAAUCACCGCAAUCCGCACAACGGGUACAUUGAGUCGUGUUUUUGCGAAAUACAAGUGGCUAUAGAUUUGGCGCACAUUUCACUCGUUAGUAACACGAGUGUCGAUAAUAUCGAUGUUUAUCGUCAGAUAAUGCCAUUACCCGUGAACUAUAUCAAUGAAAAUACACUGCAUUUUAGGGACGAUCAAUAUUAUUUCGAAAUAGCUAUCAUACUAUUCGCGCUGUUAGUUAUGCUACCGGUGACUGUCAAACGUAUUGUGGAGGACAGACAGACCCGGAUUACGGACUACUUGUUUCAGUUGGGAAUCUCCAGAGUCCACCACUGGAUCACUAUUAUCAUAGACUCCCUGUCCGUUAUCGGUGUCCAACACCUCAUAAUCACAUUAAUAUUCUAUUUCUAUGGACUUCUACCCGGAAUCUCAUUCACAUUAUUCUCAGUCGAGAAUAUUCUGAAAGGUAUUGAUUUAGACGUCGACCGCAACUCUAUUGCUGUAAUUCUGGGUCCAAACGGUUCCGGAAAAACAACUCUUAUUAAUGUUAUUACAGGUUUAAUCGGUUUCGAGGGAAAGGUGUCUAUCGGUGGACACGAUAUCACACGAGAGUCACAAUUGGCUCGAAAUGAGUGCGGAAUUUGUCCGCAAAUUAACGUUUACUUCAAAUACUUGACAAUUAGAGACCAUUUCAUGAUUUUCUCGCAAUUGAAACAAACUAUACGACAGACCAGUGAUGGCUAUAGUAGUGAUGAACUGAUCCGUAGNCGAGAGUCACAAUUGGCUCGAAAUGAGUGCGGAAUUUGUCCGCAAAUUAACGUUUACUUCAAAUACUUGACAAUUAGAGACCAUUUCAUGAUUUUCUCGCAAUUGAAACAAACUAUACGACAGACCAGUGAUGGCUAUAGUAGUGAUGAACUGAUCCGUAGGUUAGAUCUCGAGGAAGAUGUAGACAAAGAGGCGUAUCAACUGUCGGGCGGAACACUGAGGCGACUGGUGUUAGGGUUAGCCCUAAUCGGACCAAACAAAGUCCACAUAUUAGACGAACCGACCGCUGCGUUGGAUCCCAGAGUGAAGAGGAAAGUCUGGGAUCUGAUCCAAGGGUCGGGUAAACGGAAGACAAUUAUAAUUACUUCGCAUGACUUCGAAGAAGCGAAUCUUCUGUCAGACAAGAUAUGUGUCAUAUCGAGGGGAAGGGUAUGUUUCAAAGGGACGACACUUGAGAUGAAAAAGGAAUUCAAUUCUGGAUAUCAGUUGAAAGUCUGUAAAAGUAUUGAAUUGCAAACCGAGAGUCGAAUCAAAGAUAUUAUCGAGAAAUACGUGAAAAUCAAAAGUUUUGUGAGAAAUGAAUUGAGAGAUAACGAGGAACUGGUGUAUGAACUGGACUUUGAGGACAGCCAUAGGUUUAGCGAAAUGUUUGAAGAAUUGGAGGAAAAGACACUUUCGUUAGCCAUUACUGACAUGUCGUUAGGGAUGAAAACCCUUGAGGGCUCGUACGCUAAGAUCAUUGCAAAAAUGAUAUCAUAUAUGGGAAGGAUCUGGGAAGUGAUGGACACAAAGACAUUCAACAAUCACUCG